GUUUACUCUGACAAACAGCAAAGGAAACGUGGGGAGAUUCUGCAGCAGCGACCAGGGACAGGGGACAGUCUUCCAAAGAGGCGUGAGCUGAUCGGACGCCGUGGAUAAAAUAACAAUAUCAAGGUUUCCAGUGUCAAACUCGACUCGAUGUCCUGGAGAAGAGAGGAAUUAAACUCAGAGGAACAAAAACAAAGCAUUAGUUCUCUACUGUAAAUGGACACAGUGAAGAUCUCGUAAAGGACACAUUUUGAACCACCCUGUGUCCUCCCUCUGGAUAUUCUCUGGCUCUAUAAACCGCGCGACAGAGAGCCAUAGAGAUGGAUGUGACGGCUGAUCAGCCUCGCUGGAUGCAUCACCACGCCGUGCUGAACGGACAACACCCGGACUCUCACCACCCCGGCCUGGGGCACAACUACAUGGAGCCCACGGCGCAGCUCCUGCCUCCCGAUGAGGUGGAUGUUUUCUUUAAUCACCUGGACUCACAGGGAAACCCGUACUACCACAACUCCACCAGGGCCAGAGUGUCCUACAGCCAAGCGCACGCUCGUCUGACGGGGACUCAGGUCUGCCGGCCUCAUCUCAUCCACAGCCCGGGGAUUUCAUGGCUGGACGGGGGGAAAGCAGCCCUCUCAGCUCACCACCACCACAACGCCUGGGCCGUCAGUCCCUUCAGCAAACCCAGCCUGCACCACCCCGGCUCCGCGUCCCCCGGCGGCCUCUCUGCCGUCUACCCGUGCAGCAGCAACUCAAACACGGUCUCCGCACCGUCGUUAACGCCGCCGUCCCACUCGAGCCCGCAUCUGUACACUUUCCCCCCGACACCACCAAAGGACGUAUCGCCGGACCCGGGGGCCGCGUCUCCCUCGUCCUCCGGCACCAGAAUGGACGAGAAGGAAUCUAUCAAAUACCAAGUGUCGUUAACGGAGGGCAUGAAGAUGGAGGGAUCCAGUCCGCUGAGGAGCAGCUUGGCCUCCAUGAGCGCUCACACCCCCUCCACCCACCAUCCCAUACCAACAUAUCCCACCUACUCGCUCCCAGCGGCACACGAGUACGGCAGCAGUCUGUUUCACCCGGGCAGCCUUCUGGGAGCAUCACCCAGCUUCAACCCCAAGAACAAAGGCAAGACACGGUCCUGCACCGAGGGCCGUGAGUGUGUAAACUGUGGAGCCACCUCAACUCCCCUGUGGAGACGUGACAGCACCGGACACUACCUGUGCAACGCCUGCGGGCUGUACCACAAGAUGAAUGGCCAGAACAGACCACUCAUCAAACCCAAACGCAGGCUGUCUGCAGCCAGACGAGCAGGCACCUGUUGUGCUAACUGUCAGACGACCACCACCACACUGUGGCGGCGCAAUGCAAAUGGAGACCCCGUGUGCAACGCCUGCGGCCUCUACUAUAAGCUGCAUAACGUGAACCGGCCUCUGACCAUGAAAAAGGAGGGAAUACAGACACGCAACCGGAAAAUGUCCAACAAAUCCAAAAAGAGCAAGCGAGGCAGCGACAGCUAUGAGGAGUAUUCCAAAAGCCUGCACGACAAGAGCUCUCCCUUCAGCGCCGCCUCUCUGGCCGGACACAUGUCCAUGGGCCAUUUGCCGCCUUUCAGCCACGCUGGACACAUGCUCCCCACGCCCACCCCAAUACACCCGUCAUUCGGCCACCCGCACCACUCUAACAUGGUGACGGCCAUGGGCUGAGAGGGCGAAGAGAGAGGGGUUAGCAUAGAGCUACUUCAAGAACCUGAGAUGGUCUCAUGAAGGGGGAUGAUGGUCUCACUAGAGGACAGUGUGUACAAUGUUACGGACAUGCAGUUUGUGUGUCUUCUUCUUGAUUGUGUCUUGAUUGAUUACGCCUGUGGUAUGUCAGGGAAAAGAUGUAUCGUGGGAAGAGAGGACCGUUUUACUCCUUAUCUAUAGGUACCCAUUUUGAUGGAGGAAGAUUCUGCUUCCUGUCAGCCAGGAACACAUGUAAACACAAAAAUGUCAUCACACCUCAUAGUUUUCCUCCAACAGUCCCCACUGACGCCCUGACUGUCUGCAGUGUGGUUCAGUAUGUGCCGAACAGGUUUAUAUAACUGUGAAUAUUGUAAAUGUGUUCACAACAUUAAAUGAAAAUAUGCUGGAUUUUUUGCUCAUGGACAAUUUUAAAUGGAAUUUUCACAAAAAAAAACAAGCAAACAAAAAGGUUUAUGAAUCCUAAUUUGACACUGUUUAUUAUAAUUAUUGUUAUUAUAAUUAUUAUUGUUAUUAUUGUUAUUCAGAUAAUUUAUUUUCACUGCCUUUUUUCUUUGAUUAUAUCACCUGAAUCAUAAUAUGGAUACUGUUAUCCCAGUUAUGAAUAUAUUUUUAGCUGAAGCGCUUUCUCUGAGCUGGUCAACAUUUAUACUGGUAAGAAAUAAAGAGAUCAAGUUCAUUA
Molecule: messenger RNA, 2415 nt
Organism: Seriola dumerili (greater amberjack)
Lineage: Eukaryota; Metazoa; Chordata; Actinopteri; Carangiformes; Carangidae
Gene: gata2b
Product: GATA binding protein 2
Exons: 6
Coding region: 318-1697 (459 amino acids)
Biological process (GO): positive regulation of transcription by RNA polymerase II; positive regulation of miRNA transcription; negative regulation of transcription by RNA polymerase II
Cellular component (GO): nucleus
Molecular function (GO): DNA-binding transcription factor activity, RNA polymerase II-specific; RNA polymerase II cis-regulatory region sequence-specific DNA binding; zinc ion binding
Source: RefSeq, a predicted model, not a curated record